UUUUCAGUACGAGCAGGCGCCGUGUUCGGGCAGACACAGACGCAGGCACCGACACGGGCAGGCCUGGCAGUUCCCCCAACUCGCGGAGUAAACGGUGCAACUCAAGAGCCGAGUAGCGGGGAAAGUCGGAUCGCCAUCCUAAUGGAGCUGCGAAACUGCAGAUAGACAAGCAAAAAAACCAUAAUCCUACCAUCUACCGAGCAGUGGCCCAUGUAGGAUCGGCCAUGGGUGAUGCAGAAGUGGAGCCCUCCCCUGCCCAGGUGGAGGAACUGCAGCGGAGCCCUUCUGUUUCCUCCACGUCCAGCACCUCGUCUCCAUCCUCUCCCUCCGCCGGCCAUCACCAACAGUCCCUCAGCCCCGGCAGCAGUGACAGCACUCGGGGUGUUAGCCCGCCUCUGGAUGUCAUCUCAGAGGGUGUGGGGGAGCUCACCUUGGUCAUCGACCCAGAGGUGGCUAAGAAAGCUUGCCAGGAGGUCCUGCAGAAGGUGAAAUUGCUCAAGGGCAACACAGAUGGCCUGGUCAAUGGGGGCACCCAUGUGGACCCUCCCAAGAUUAGAGAGGAAGAGGAGGACCCCCUCCCCGGCACAGUGAAGAGCGCCCGGCGGCGGCAGAAGUACAACUCUUCAAAGCAGUCAUGGCUCCUGCGGCUCUUCGAGUCCAAGCUCUUUGAUGUCUCCAUGGCCAUCUCCUACUUGUACAACUCCAAAGAGCCUGGUGUACAGGCCUACAUAGGCAACCGUCUCUUCAGCUUCCCUAAUGAAGAUGUGGACUUCUACCUGCCCCAGCUACUCAACAUGUACAUCCACAUGGACGAGGACGUCGGAGAUGCCAUCAAACCUUACGUGGUGCACCGCUGUCGACAGAGCAUCAACUUCUCGCUGCAGUGCGCCUGGCUUUUGGGUGCCUACUCUUCUGACAUGCACAUUUCAACGCAACGUCACUCUCGGGGCACCAAACUCCGCAAAGUUAUCCUCUCUGAUGAGCUCAAGCCCUCUGGCCAACGUGGCAGGAGAGAGCUGGCACCGCCCUCAUGCCCGCCCCCCAUUCUCAGCCAUGCCCACCCUGAGCAUGGGCUCUCACCUUCCAAGCGCACACACCAGCGCUCCAAAUCUGAUGCUACCGUCAGCAUCAGCCUCAGCAGCAACCUGAAGAGGACAGCCAGCAACCCCAAGGUGGAGAGUAGCCAGGAUGAGCCAGCACGCCUGACUCCCCAGCGAGAGUUCAUCAAGUCACUGAUGGGCAUCGGCAAGCGGCUGGCCACACUUCCCACCAAGGAGCAGAAGACCCAGCGUCUCAUCUCAGAGCUGUCACUGCUCAACCACAAACUGCCGGCACGCGUCUGGCUGCCCACGGCGGCGUUCGACCACCACGUGGUCCGUGUGCCUCACACCCAGGCCGUGGUGCUCAACUCCAAAGACAAAGCACCGUACCUCAUUUACGUGGAGGUGCUGGAGUGCGAGAACUUCGAGACGUCCAGUGUUCCGGUGCGGAUACCAGAGACGCGCAUCCGCAGCACGCGCUCGGUGGAGAACCUGCCCGACUGCGGUAUCACGGCCGAGCAGCGGGCCGCCAGUUUCUCCACCGUGCCCAACUACGACAACGACGAGGAGGCCUGGUCCGUGGACGACAUCGGCGAGCUGCAGGUGGAGCUCCCAGAGAUCCACACCAACAGCUCAGACAACAUCUCGCAGUUCUCGGUGGACAGUAUCACCAGCCAGGAGAGCAAGGAGCCUGUCUUCAUCGCAGCCGGGGACAUCCGCCGAAGGCUUUCCGAGCAGCUGGCCCACACGCCCACGACGUUCAGAAGAGAUCCAGAGGACCCCUCUGCUGUGGCCCUCAAAGAGCCUUGGCAGGAGAAAGUUCGGCGAAUCAGAGAAGGAUCCCCGUACGGCCACCUCCCCAACUGGCGACUGCUCUCUGUCAUCGUCAAGUGUGGGGACGACCUCCGACAAGAGCUGCUCGCUUUCCAGGUGCUGAGUCAGCUGAAGUCAAUCUGGGAGCAGGAGCGGGUGCCCCUGUGGAUAAAGCCAUACAAGAUCCUGGUCAUCUCCUCGGACAGCGGCAUGAUCGAGCCGGUGGUGAAUGCCGUGUCCAUCCACCAGGUGAAGAAGCAGAGCCAGCUGUCGCUGCUGGACUACUUCCUGCAGGAGCAUGGAAACUACACAACCGAGGCCUUCCUCAGCGCACAGCGCAACUUCGUGCAGAGCUGCGCCGGCUACUGCCUCAUCUGCUACCUGCUGCAGGUCAAGGACAGGCACAACGGCAACAUCCUGCUGGACGCCGAGGGCCACAUCAUCCACAUAGACUUUGGCUUCAUUCUCUCCAGCUCACCCCGUAACUUGGGUUUCGAAACCUCCGCCUUCAAACUCACCAGCGAGUUUGUGGAUGUGAUGGGGGGGCAGGAUGGUGACAUGUUCAACUACUACAAGAUGCUGAUGCUGCAGGGCCUGAUUGCUGCACGGAAGCACAUGGAUAAAGUGGUCCAGAUUGUGGAGAUCAUGCAGCAAGGCUCGCAGCUGCCCUGCUUUCAUGGCUCGAGCACCAUCCGGAACCUAAAGGAGCGUUUCCACAUGAACCUGACUGAGGAGCAGCUGCAGGUGCUGGUGGAGCAGAUGGUCGAUGGGUCCAUGCGCUCGCUCACCACCAAGCUCUAUGACGGCUUCCAGUACCUCACCAACGGCAUCAUGUGAACAUGCUUCCGGAGUCGUGUGGAAAGACACUGGCAGACUUGGGGUCCGUCUCCCCUUUCACAUCCUUUCCCGGAAGUAUCCCACGUAUGAAUUCUCUCCUAGUGGAUGGACACUCUUGGGCUAGUUCUUCAAUUUUUUUAUACAGUGACGACUGAGAGUUCGGAUGUCAUUUCCGGUUCCUUCUCUUCCCUUCACCUUUUCUGCAUCUCUAUUUAAUUUAGUGCAUCAGUUCUCUAUAACCCUCCCACCACUUUCUCUCAUGUUGUGAUGUUCCUGAAUCCCCACAAGCUGCACAACCUGCCGCUUUGGAUCACUAUUCCUUCCCCCCCCCCCCCCCCCCCCCCCCUCACAUUGGUGCACGUUCAUGAUGGUACUCCUUAAGUUUAUCAAAUUUAUGGUAAGCAUGUGCUUACCAUGUGUUGUAAGAUACAUCAAUCUUAGGCAUAGAUCAGUUCCUCUGCAGUAGCCGGGAAGCGGAGGCAUGAUAAGCUGAGCCAUGGUGACGGGAGCCUCGCCUGGAUGGUCACCAGCCUCACCUGGAUGGUCACCAGCCUCACCUGGAUGGUCACCAGCCUCACCUGGAUGGUCACCAGCCUCACCUGGGUCUUCAGAGGAUCUCUGCAUCUGUGAUUGCUGCAUCCCGACGACCUGCUCUUUAACCACCUGUUAGGGAUGGAUAUUUGGUACCUUGCUUAAUUCGAGGAAAGCUGUUACUUCUCCUUGAUGUGUGUUGAGGUUCAGUUUUGAGUGUGAUCCUAUAUCUCAGGGGAUGGAAUGCAGAAACAAAUGCCGUCUUUGAUUAAUGUGAUGCUUAAAACCUCAGUUUUGUUACAUAAUAUGGCAUUCAGCAGUAAACUGAUUUAAUGAGACUUUUUAUUGUUCUUGGUAAAAAGUCUAGUUUUACUGUGGAUUGUUUUAAAAAUGCGUUUUAGAUAAUAGAGCAUCAAACUAUUAUCCCUAUGGAAUUCUGAAGUGUAGAUAUGUUAGUGGAAAUUGUACAGUACUACGGAUGUCUGAUUUCAGCUAAGACCUUGAUUUGUAUGUGUACAGCAGUUCCCUCCUAGGAGGUGAUGCUUUUUUCCUGUAAAGUUACAAACCUGCAGUCUACCAGACUCCACCAAAGCAAAUGGGUCUUUCCCUGUUUCACAACGUCGGCCAUGUAGCCAGAGAACACUUACUAGCAGGCCUAGUAUCCCCACCUGCCGUGGAUCUGAUUACAACUUGUUGUGCAUGUCUGUGAUGCAAUAUCAAAGCUUACCCACUGUGAUAGACACAGUGGGGGUCCCUCCCGACCCCAAGGUCCCUGGAGUGCAUAAGCGCACUCUAACAUCUGAAUUCCUGUAGAAGAGGAGGAACCCGACCAGGUAAGACAUGCGACACGCCACACAAACGCAGGCAGCGUGUUCUUCACGAAAUGUCAGGAGGAUCCCAAAAAACGUCGUUUGUGCAGAUGACUGCGAGAAUUUUUUUUUUUUUUUUUUUUUUUUUUUUUUUUAGGGAAGUGUCAGUUGUCAUGACACCAAGCAGAAUGCAGGAUUUUUGAAGGCGAAUCUUUGGACUGAAUGAAAAAUUAAUUGACCUUUUUUUGCCAUUUUAUCGCCUGGAUGUCCCAUUGCCCCCUAUGGAGGAAAUGAUAUGAGAUGUGAAAAUGACUGUUUUGAUGCCUAAGCCACUAAAGAAAGACUUUGUGGGUUCAGGGAAUUUAAACAAGAAAAAUGCUCUGUGGUUUUAACCCUUUUCUCUGCACAUGUUCUGAGGUCCACGUACUUGAAACAAAAUGAUCUGGAAUUGAGGUUUACAAAAAGGUUUGACUGAGGUGCUUUUUUUUUCCCUUAUUUUUUAUUUUCUCCCCACAGUUUUAGGAAAAUUCCAUAUAGGAAAACUGAUUUAGUUUACGUUUAAGGGUGGAAAAUAGUCUGCUGUGAAAGCGCCAGACUGCUUUCAGCCUGCUUCUCUCCAAAAACACCGCUGUUCAUCGUUCUGCUCGCUUUCGCCCUCUGCAGUUCAGUUCUUAUAUUGCAUCUGCGGCUGAUAUCUCACGGUCACCGUUUUUGUUAGGGUUGUGGAAACAGGAGACACACGUACUAGUCUCAAGGAAUUAUCUCAAGUUUAAUUUUGUGGACUGUUCUAUCUCCUUUAAUUGUUGUAAUGGACCAUCUCACAUGAUCACGUGAAUGACCCGUAACUUGUGAAUGUUUCUUUGUACAAUAAAAGACAUUUUCUCGUCUGUCUAUGUACAA
Brienomyrus brachyistius is the source of this 4930-nucleotide messenger RNA. RefSeq names its product phosphatidylinositol 4-kinase, catalytic, beta (gene pi4kb). The record is from RefSeq and is a predicted model, not a curated record. The coding region runs from base 225 to 2690 and encodes 821 amino acids. The transcript has 11 exons. Gene Ontology annotation, molecular function: 1-phosphatidylinositol 4-kinase activity. Gene Ontology annotation, biological process: phosphatidylinositol phosphate biosynthetic process; phosphatidylinositol-mediated signaling. Gene Ontology annotation, cellular component: membrane; cytoplasm. Lineage: Eukaryota; Metazoa; Chordata; Actinopteri; Osteoglossiformes; Mormyridae.